UGAGCUUCUUCCUCUGUACCUUGCAACCAUACACCAACCGUCAUCAUGCCUGCCGAAGUUUCCGAUAUCAAGCAGUUCAUUGAGAUCUGCCGCCGCAAGGAUGCCUCCUCUGCGCGCAUCAAGAAGAACCGCAAGAACCAGCAGACCAAGUUCAAGGUUCGCUGCCAGAAGAACCUCUACACCCUUGUCCUGAAGGACUCCGACAAGGCCGACAAGCUCAAGCAGAGCCUUCCCCCUGCCCUCAAGGUCGUCGAUGUCACCAACGGCACCAAGAAGACCAACUAA
Messenger RNA from Penicillium nucicola, 285 nucleotides. RefSeq names its product 60S ribosomal protein eL38. Gene Ontology annotation, cellular component: ribosome; cytosolic large ribosomal subunit. The record is from RefSeq and is a predicted model, not a curated record. Gene Ontology annotation, biological process: protein-RNA complex assembly; translation. Gene Ontology annotation, molecular function: structural constituent of ribosome. The transcript has 3 exons. Bases 46 to 285 code for a protein of 79 amino acids. NCBI's taxonomy places the organism in Eukaryota, Fungi, Ascomycota, Eurotiomycetes, Eurotiales, Aspergillaceae.